Macroventuria anomochaeta is the source of this 3712-nucleotide messenger RNA. RefSeq names its product aerobic respiration control sensor protein-like protein arcB. The record is from RefSeq and is a predicted model, not a curated record. Gene Ontology annotation, biological process: phosphorelay signal transduction system; phosphorylation. The transcript has 9 exons. Bases 146 to 3670 code for a protein of 1174 amino acids. NCBI's taxonomy places the organism in Eukaryota, Fungi, Ascomycota, Dothideomycetes, Pleosporales, Didymellaceae. Gene Ontology annotation, molecular function: phosphorelay sensor kinase activity.
CGCAUUCUUCACUCUCUACUAGACUCGCCACGUUACACAGGCAUAGCGAAUCUGAUGACGGUACAUUUCACCGAAAGACCUUCUCAUAGCCUGGCCCAGCAGCUGGAGGAACGACCCACGCAGAACAAGAACGAUCUCCCCGGCCAUGGAUUUGGAGAUGCCCCUGCCUCCACAGUUGUCACACACGUUAAGCUCGAACGAUGCAGAUUCUCUGCGUGAGUUAGGGCUACUCGACUUUCUGGAACACGAUCCGCGGCCAACAUUUGUGCUGGAUAUCACAGACGCAAGAGAUUCGUUCAUUAGACUCAAGUUUGUCUAUGGGAAUACGGCGCUAGCAACUGCAGGGUCGGGUUCAUUACAGGACGCCAUAACUGGAAUUGACAUCACGGCCGAUAUUAUUGGAGAAGACGCAGCGUCUUUCUCGCAAUUUCGAUACUGGUCUUAUCAUCAAGGUUCAACUUCAAGCGAAUCUAUACCGUUUUGUAACUACAGCUGGAGGAGAUGUCUGAUCGCAAAACGUUGGGUCGUCAUCAGUGGCACAUCCAUAGAAUCCUCCAUUCUAGACGAAGAACUGAAGGCAGACGGAGGAAUACUUUCCAAGAAGAGCUCAAGACCGAACUUCGCGACAUUCGACUGGACCGAUGAUCCUCCUCCAGUAAAGUUAUCCUCUCAUGUUGCUUGGGCACGCAGUAUCGACUGGGCAAGUACUCCUUUAGGACCUAUGAGAGGAUGGUCUCCACAACUGCGCAGCAAUGCUAGCUUGAUUAUGCAGGACCCACGACCGGCCGUUGGAUUCUAUGGACCUGAACUCAUCAUGAUCUAUAACGAACCGUAUAUCGAGCUUCUUGGUGGUCUUCACCCUUGUAUGGGUCGUAGUGCUCGAGUAGUCCUGGCUUCGGUUUGGGAUGACUACUUCGAGCCAAUCAUAGAGCGGAACAAGGCUGGCGAGACUGUCGACAAUUCUUAUACUGAACUCCCUUUGAAGCGUAACGGCUACGUGGAGGAGACUUAUUUCUCCACUCGAUUUAUACCGAUAUUCAACUCUGAAGGCGCAACGAUUGGCCAUUACGAACCUGUCGUUGAAAUUACUAAGGAGGUGAUUUUGGAGAGACGUUCGCGGACACUUCUGGAAUUGAGCCAAGAGCUACCUCGAGCUCACGAUCCUGACGCCUAUUGGGAACAUGCUGUCCAAGUGUUCUCUCGCAACAACAAAGAUGUCCCAUUUGCGUUGUUCUAUUCCACAGAGAUGGACAGCAACAGUGGGGACUCGACCGGCACGAACAAAGCAGCUGACAGCCUGCAUCAAUGUGGGCUUCGACGUUCCAUUGGAAUACUUGAAGAGCCAUCUGCCGGUCUUCAACGACUCGAUCUACGCCAGGAUCAUGGCAUCAUCAAGCUCUUCAAACAAGCCGCGAUUGCGGAUAAGCCGAUCACUAUAGACCUCACUGAGAACUCCGAGGCAUCACAAUUGGCGAAAGGGCUGCAGCCGCAAAGUUCAGGUGUGGUAUGCAAAGUCGCUGUCAUUUGUCCUUUGCACCCUCUGUCUUCAAAGGAAACCAUACUUGGUUUUAUGGUGCUUGGUCUUAAUCCUCGACGGCCGUAUGAUGAAGAGUACUCACAAUUUGUUCAUGUAGCGGCCCGUUUAGUUUCGACAUCACUGACUUCCAUGGUAUCACAUCAGGAAGAUAUUGGACGCCGAGAACGUGCCAUCACUACUGCUGAGCUCAUUAAAUCAGAGCUUAGGCAACAGCUAGUCGAGUCCCAGAAGGAGGCAGAUCGCGGACAUUCGAAGUUCCAGCGUUUCGCGGAGCGCAGCAACAUCGGAAUCUUUAUCGUUAACAUGGAAGGCAUAUUUUCCUAUCAAAACGAAGCAUGGUACGACAUCUUGAGCCCUGAUGACCGGGAUAUUGCUCUUGACGAAGCGUGGAGAGAACUCGUCGAUGAAGAGUACAUCCCAUUGGGCCAGGCUAAAUUCGAGGCGCUUGCAGUGACAAAAGAACCCCAGUCUUUUGAACUGCGUCUGAAGAACACUUGGUGCACCACCACCAGCCGUAUCGAUGAUUCAUUACCUGAGCAACAGCGCAAAUGGGUUUUGUGCUCGAUUUUUCCUGAGCUAUCCGAGGAGGGUGAAAUUUUAGAAAUCAUCGGCUGCAUAACGGAGAUUUCUCAGCAGAAGUGGGGUGAGCAAUUGCAAGCAAUGCAAGCCACACGAGCCAAGGAGUCGAAACGACAACUCGAGAGCUUCAUCGACACGACGUCGCACGAGAUGCGAAAUCCGCUAUCCGCAAUUAUUCAGUGUGCUGACAGCAUUAUAUCUUCCUACAAGACCCUGCAACAGUCAACAUGUGAUGAAAACUAUCAAAGAACAUUGCUUGCUGCGGUCGAUUCUGCCGAGACGAUCGUCCAGUGCUCCAAGCACAUGAAGACUAUAGUGGAUGAUGUCUUAACUAUAUCCAAAUUGGACUCUGGUCUCUUUGCGAUGACCCCGAUCGAUGUCCAACUCGAGUCAACUGCACAAGAUGCGGUCAAGAUGUUCGAGGGAGAGGCCAAGUCAGCCGGUGUAGACCUGCAAUUCCAUAUCGACGAUUCCUGCAGGGAACUUGGCGUUGUCAACGUCUCGCUGGAUCCCACGAGAGUUCUACAAGUACUCAUUAACCUACUUACCAACGCCAUCAAAUUCACACGAUUGGAAGCCAAGAGGCAGAUUCUGGUCAGCUUAAGCAUAUCACUUGAGCGACCCACCCACAAUGCCGACGGACGGGUUGCAUACAUACCAAGGUCAGGCGGCUCGGAGGCCAAAACGUUACAGGCGGAUUGGGACCAGGGUCAGAGUGUUUUCGUACGCUUUUCAGUACAGGAUACCGGUACCGGCAUGACCGAUGCGGAGCAUCAACUUCUCUUUACACGCUUCUCGCAAACAUCGCCGAGAACGCACAUCGACUAUGGUGGCUCCGGACUGGGUCUAUUCAUCUCGAGAAGAUUAACAGAAAUGCACGGCGGUGCCAUCGGUUUCACCUCACAGAAAGAGGUGGGCAGCACUUUCUCCUUCUACGUGCAGAGCCGCAAGAGCAACCCCACUUCAUUGCGACGAGAGAGUGUCGAAGAGAGCUCAGCCGCGGUUGAUCUAAGCCUCAAAACCCACAAGACCGUUUUGCGCAGCAAAUCGUACAGCGAAGAGAACACCCCGCACGCAUCGCGUACAAACACCCCGGAGAGGACCGUUCCCGAUAGCGACUUACAUAUCCUCAUCGUUGAGGAUAAUCUGGUCAAUCAACGCGUCCUGGCGAAGCAACUGCGUAAUUUGGGCAUGCAUGUUGCAGUCGCCAACCACGGUGGCGAAGCUCUGAAGUACUUACGUACAACGAACUACUGCAACGCAGAUGGGUCCGGGAAUGAGCUGAACAUGAUCCUGAUGGAUUGGGAGAUGCCAGUGAUGAACGGGCUCGAAUGUGUGGCGAACAUCCGGAAAAUGCAAGGAGAAGGUGAUGUAAAUGGGCAUGUCCCUGUUAUAGUAGUGACGGCAAACGUCAGGUCAGAGCAGGUCGAGAUUGCUUUACGAGCUGGCAUGGACGAUGUUAUCUCGAAGCCUUUCAGGAUACCGGAGCUUCGUGCUUGUAUACAGAAGACACUGCGCAAUACAGCGCCAGCCGAACAUAUGACGAUAGGGUAACGCUGGUGUUAGGUAGUAGUCUGAUGGUUACUGAGAAUUGAU